AUGGCUUCAUUAGCGAACCUCUUACCUGGCCAGAUCCUCGCCGUCUACUACAGCGAUGAUGUGGUAUGGCAUGAGCGACUGUUGUUAUGGCGACAUGGUCCAGACUGCUGGUUCAUUCUGACCCCAGACUUGGAUCUGUAUGCAGAAGAUCUAGGGAUGCGUGGGGAGGAUGGGCCUUCACGAGUGAAGGUGAAGGGGCAAGACUUCAAGUACUGGAGCAGAGUUGGGGGCACAGCGUACCGUUUCUCCGCUCCUGUCUCCACAGAUGACAGCUUGAGGUCCUACAUACGGCAGGCCUUUCGUGAAGGGCUCAAAGAUGACUCCUUCGACCGUGAAUGGAGACCUGAACAUGUGGUGGAUGUUAAGGGUUUGCUUCAACCUUGUCAAGACUUCCUUGGAGACAUGGUGCUCUUGACUUCUCACCGCAUCACUGGCAAGGGUCCUGGAGUGCUUCGGCAGGCGGGUCAACUGCCCAGUGGUGUUGAUGUGAAGCCCAUUACGCUGCCGGAUGAGGACCAUGUGUGGGUCGUGUUGGAGAAGAUUGACAGCUUCCAAUUUGGCCAGGCUGUUGAAGUCAACCCAGACAAGGACAUCAUGAUUGACGGUCGCACUGGGCUUGUCAAGACAGCGAGUGGUUGGGCAAAGGUUGAACUAGUUGGUGUAGCUGCUUCCCCUGAGUUUCUAGAGUUACGGCGCCCCAGCCUUGCCACGCCACCUGAACCUGUGGUGGACUCCAAGAGGGAAUCUUCAGAUGAGGGCGGUGGUGAUGCCCGCACUUUGUUCAUCGACUUCGAUGCGCAGGGCGUCCGCUUCAAGGAUUGGCGAGCGGUUGUCCAGGAAUGUGUGGAGUACCACUAUGAGGACUGGCCUCACUCAGGGCCAGCGACUGUCCAUCAUUUGCUGAAACACUUCUACAAAUAUGGGGGUGACCCAAAGCAGUGGUUGGAGCUAUGGUGCAGACAGAAAGGAAUUGCGGAUCAAGACAGGGUGAAGCACGAGCUUCGUUGCUUGAUGGAAGUCUUCCACCACGCUGGAUCUUAUGAUCAGCUGAACCUUCCUGUCCUUGCCUCCAUGGAGACAGUCGCCCGGCGUGUCCAGUGCAUAGUGGACGCAUAUGCCCAGGGUGGCUCAGCCUCCCCUGACUGGGGAAAUGCAAAGCUGUUCACUGGGUAUGUUGGUCCUGAUGACUUGGUCAUGCCCCAGCUGAAGAGCUGGGCUGCUAGGAAGGGCAAGGAAGAAGUAGAGCUGUUUCAGGCUCGCAAUCGCAUGAAGGAACUCCGAAAGAGUUCAGCGUCAACAGAGGAAGCAGCUGUUGCUGCAGCAGAUGGCAGCUUACCCGCAGGCGGCAACCCCAAGCCCAAACGCCGUGCUAGAGGCAAAGGGCUGGAGCCGCCACCAUUGAAGAUGAUCGGUGGUCUCAGCCGAGGAUGCAGCCAGAGAUUGGCAAGGCGUGUCAAAGGCCGGCAAGAUCUUUUUGAGAUGAUUUCGUCUCUGAAUUGGAUGCAUGUGGGCGACUUUGAUGCCCAGCCGAAUUUGCCCCCCUCGCCACUGCAGCUUCGGGUGCUGAAGCGACUGGAGGAAUUGGUUGGGCUGGCGGGCGACUUAGGUCCACUGAGUUGCAUGCCGUCGCAGGAGGCAGCCUACAAGGAGCUGCUCCAUGGGAUGGAUGGCUACUGUGAGCCUUCCACUCCAGCUUCUCUCGCGCCCUUCAAUCUCGAGCUCAUCUCUUUGCCCAGCGAUUUGACCACGGCACCAGCGGCUUUGGAUUUACUGGACGGGGAUGACCGUCGAUACCUGGAGGUGCAAGAGCGCAUGUUACGAUCUGGUGAUCAAGUGACUCAGGACUCAAAUUUGUCUCCAUAUUGGGAUCCUGCUUUGAAAAAUUGUCCUCGGAACUAUCGUAAGUUUAUUCGUAAGCUUAAUGAGGAGUGCGACCUCCAUAAAUUGGGCACGGAUGCUUCCUUUGGUUUGCAUGUUGGGCUCUCGGACGUCAAAGACUGUUUUCAUCGCAUCAAGCAACCUCGAUGGUUGUCUAAGUACUUUUGUUUCAUGCCAAUUGAGGCUCGACAUGUGGGUCUCACGGGGCAGGAGCUGGAAGGGCAGGUGCUUCGGUCUAAUGAUUUGGUUUACCCAAUGCCAGGUUCCUUGUGCAUGGGCUUCAGCUGGUCACUAUAUUUUGCUCAGAAGAUCAGUGAACAGCAAAUGCAGGUGGUGCCGGCAUUGAGGGGCUCUAGCCUGAUCAAUGACAGAUGUGGCCCGGCAGUGUUUUCUGCACAGGCCCCUGACACAGUGAAGCAUUAUGUUUAUGUUGACAACCUUGGGGUUCUUGGUGGUGAUCCAGUCUGUGUGGAUCAGGGUCUGAAAGAGUUGACCAACCAGUUCACGGAGAAGAACUUGUUACUGCACCCAGGCGAGAUUCAACAUGAGAUUAUCACCGCCUUGGGAGUUGAGAUGGAUGGCAAGAACCUUUUCACCCGUGUUGCCCCGGCCAGGUUUCAUCGUGUUCGUCAAGGACUCCGGCACCUGCUUCGGAGAGGUCGGUGCACAGGCCGGGCCUUGGAGAUUGUGGUUGGUCACUGCACUUACUGCGGCCUGGUGAACCGUUGCACGUUGAGUAUUUUUCACAAUGUGUACAAGUUCAUCAAGUCAAAUUACAAUACUUCAGUGGUGCUUUGGCCCAGUGUUGUCGCUGAGCUCAGGGCUUUUGCGGGGCUGAUGCCUGCACUCAAAGCAGAUUGGUCUCGGCCUUGGAGCAGCAGUGUGAUGGUUUCAGAUGCCAGUGAAGAAGGGUACGGGGUCUGUCACACUAGUUGGAAACCUGCGGCAGCAGCAGAGAUAGGUAGGUACAGUGAAAGGGAUCGUUUCAAGCGGUCCGGCAGACACAAUGCCAGGGAAUCUGCACUUUCAGCUGCCGGGUUCAUCCGUGAUGAGGUGACGGGCCGGUGGAUUGCUGGCGAGAUGGGGGAUGAAGAGUACCUUGAGGCCUCGGGUUGGCAGCUUGACUCAAAGUUCCCAGAAGUGUCAGCCCAACAACUCCAAAAUUCAGAUUGGCAAGUGGUUCGCCAGGACCGCUGGAAGAGAUCUGAGCACAUAGUGCACCUGGAGGCCAGGGCCUUGGUGAAGUCCAUGGAAGCAGUGGUGCACGAUUGCAGUGCCUUUGAUUCCAGACAGUUGCUGUUGGUUGAUUCAAUGAGCGCAGCGUUGGCCUUUGACAGAUGUAGGAGUAGGAAUUAUAGGUUGCUUAGACAAAUCCGCAAGUUCUGCUCCUAUGCUAUUGGUUGCAACCUCUCAUUUUCAGUUCGUUGGAUCCCGUCAGAGAUCAACCCAGCAGAUGAGCCUAGUCGCGUAUUUGAUAUUUACCACGCACAUGGUCAACAUUCAAAUCGCUCAUUUUUGCGCGCCUCUGUUUCACGCGAUGGGGCCGAAAAGGGUUUCCACACUGACUCCACCAGUUUCCCAGACAUCCAGCCAUCCUUCUCGGUCACGGACUCUGGCCAUUCCUCAGCAGAAGGCUGCUCCAGCGUCCAGUUCCAAGUCCAGGACGUGUCGGCUGGACAAGCCGCCAGCAGCAGCCCAGCUACUGAAGCCUCUCAGCAUCGAGAGGGUCCAGCUGGAGCACGUGGCCGAGAGGAUGGAAACAUCCAGACAGAAAAGGAGACUUUCCGAAAGCGAAGACAGCACCUCAUCCUCAGAGGAGCAAGUGAGUCACAGUCGACAGCAGAUGUUGGCAAGGCGCAGCAGAAAGCCAUCACUGCCAAGACAGAGCAGUACUACAACCAGGAGUAUGGGGAGCUGAAGGCAUUCAUCAGCGGUCGCAGACUCACUUUUUCGACGGCUCCCCAGAAGGAUGUGGGGAUCAAUGCCUAUUUCAACCAUCUCUUUUUGGAAGGUCAUCCAGCCCACAAGGGAGAAAAGAUUCUAGCUUCGUUCAUGCAUCAGAACCCGGACUUCAGCCGGUAUGGAUCACAGAAACUGCCUCGGACUUAUCGGGCUUUGAAGGGGUGGAGAAGGCUGAGCCCAGGCACUUCCCGCAAAGCAUGGCCGUUAGCAGUGUGGUGCGCAGUGGUCAGCGAAAUGAAAAGAUUGGGUCAGCUGCAGAUGGCUCUUUUUACCAUGCUGGGGCUGUCUUCUUAUUCCAGGCCAAGCGAGCUCUUGAGGUGCCGGGUGUUUUCACUGGUGCGACCUGCGCCGUCCGUGACCGAGCACUGGUGCUUGCUGCUGAACCCAGAGGAGCAUCCUGCCCGGUCAAAGACAGGCACAUUCGACGACUCUCUUGUCCUCGACUCAGCCUAUCUCAGGCCUUGGGCAGCACCGCUUAUGCGUCAACUGACCAGCCGGCCGAACAACCAGAUGCUGUGGGAUUUCGACUAUGGCCAGUAUGCCAAAGUCUUUGGCCAAAUUGCCAGACAAAUGGGCAUCGACAUCACCCCCUAUCAGCUUCGGCACUCAGGUCCAAGUAUAGAUCGAAGCCGAAACUCCAGGUCCCUACUGGAGGUGCAGAAACGAGGAAGGUGGAAAUCACACAAGAGUGUGGCCCGAUACGAAAAGUCAGGACGAUUAGCAGCGAACUUCCAGAUGCUCCCAGUGGUCUUGCAACAGCACUGCCUGGCCGCCGAGUCACAUCUCGUGGAAGUGAUGUUGGGCCAGGAUGUAGCCCGCAUCGGGCGACUAUGCCAAGGCAAGGGCAUUUGCAGUGUGAGCAGGUGGCAGAUCUCUGAGAAGUUGGACGCCAGUUCGUGUGUGAGCAGGUGGCAGAUCUCUGAGAAGUUGGACGCCAGUUCGUGUCGCCAGCACUGA
Molecule: messenger RNA, 4797 nt
Organism: Cladocopium goreaui
Lineage: Eukaryota; Dinophyceae; Suessiales; Symbiodiniaceae
Source: the annotation of a GenBank genome assembly